UCUCCUCCUCCAGUCGUCGCAAGCGCUAUCCGGACAGGGGCGGGAGCUCGUGAAAGAGAGAGAGGCGAGGGAGCGGAGCAUCGACGAGAUGCAGAUCUUCGUGAAGACGCUGACGGGGAAGACCAUCACCCUAGAGGUGGAGAGCAGCGACACCGUCGACAACGUCAAGGCCAAGAUCCAGGACAAGGAAGGCAUCCCUCCGGACCAGCAGCGCCUCAUCUUCGCGGGGAAGCAGCUGGACGAUGGCCGCACCCUGGCCGACUACAACAUCCAGAAGGAGUCCACGCUGCACCUUGUGCUUCGCCUCCGCGGGGGCACCAGGAUCGAGCCCAGCCUCAAGGAACUCGCUCAGAAGUACAACCAGAAGAAACUGAUCUGCCGCAAGUGCUAUUCACGCCUGCCGCUCAGGGCUACGAAUUGCCGCAAGAAGAAAUGUGGCCACAGCAACCAGCUACGGCUAAAGUCGAAAAGGCGUUGGUUCUGUUGAAGAGCCACACAUCAGUUGAAUCAGUUAUCUACUUGUCUCAGCUUAUCAAGACUGUCAGAAAUUUUAAAUGUCUUGGUGUAAUGUUCCUGUUGGAUGUGGAGCAUUGUCUCUUUUGAACAGUUUGGUUAUGUUUCGCUGCAUGCUUAGGACAUGUGAUGAUUGUAA
Messenger RNA from Triticum dicoccoides, 652 nucleotides. RefSeq names its product ubiquitin-like. Lineage: Eukaryota; Viridiplantae; Streptophyta; Magnoliopsida; Poales; Poaceae. Gene Ontology annotation, biological process: translation. Bases 89 to 487 code for a protein of 132 amino acids. The record is from RefSeq and is a predicted model, not a curated record. Gene Ontology annotation, cellular component: ribosome. Gene Ontology annotation, molecular function: structural constituent of ribosome; protein binding. The transcript has 4 exons.